GUCCUUUUUGAAUAGCGCGCGUUAGAAGAAAUUCGACAAAAAUCACACUACUUGGUGUUUUUAAGAAGCAAUACAUGUUGCAUGAAGAAGUGGUUUGUGUUCCUUCGAUCGGUCCAAUAAAACCUCCAACCACAAAUCUGUAUCUGAAUCAGCCGGAACAUACAAAUUAUUAUUUACGGCGCGUUGUGAUGCUGCGGUGAGCACUUCGGUAUUUGCCCGAACAUUCAUAAACGAGAUCUGUUUUCCACAUAGAUCAGUUAAAACAAUUAUUAGUGUUUUCGCAUUUAUGUAGCAAUAAUUAGAGUUUAAACAGGACCUCUGGUCAUUCGUAUUUCUGUUUAUGAUCCUCUACGGUCCAAAACCAAUAUAAAACAAACCCCACAUCCUACUUGUUUUAUUGUUUCCUAGUCACAACUUUUUGGUUAUUUUACCAACUAAAUCCAUUCAAUUCUGACAAAGUCAUAUUUGAGUCCAUAUUAUUAACAACUUGUGUCUUCUGGGAUAGAGGUGAUUGAGUCUGGUUUCCAUGUUAUUCGUGGAUUUACACGUAUUGUUAACUUAUUUCAUACAAAAGGUCAUGCGUGAUCAAAUAUACACAUCCUUCUCCCGUCUCCAUUUAUUUGUUUGUAUCAAUUUGAUCCAGUAACAUAAUACUAACCUGGUAGAAAUUAAUCUCAGGUUCUACCGUUUGAUAAGCAUUCAACAGACACUCGGAUUUAAGAGGAAUAUGAGUUCAAAUGGAUUCUAGACGCAGGAUUUGAAUGUGUUCUAUUGUCUUCAGACCUAUGAUCUUAUGCCGUCGUAUAAUCACAGUCUAUCAGUGAGAUAAACAUCACUUCAUCAGUAAGACGUAUUACUUGGGUCUACGUAAUUAACUGCUAGUCUCACCGAGAAUUUAGUCUGUUUGCAACAAUUCAGUCGAAGCAUUUUACAUAUCCAAGUGCUCGUGAAAUAACGGACACAGUGUCUAGCGUUUUGCCAACUAUGACAUACAACUUGCGAGGAAAAGUUCCAAAUUACUUUUCGAACGCUUACACACUAGUCUCGGGUCUGUUUUCUUAAUUUAAUGACGCGUAAUUACGUAAAUCCAGGUUGAGGAAUCCAUAAAUAAAACAUUUUGCAGUAUUUGAUAAGAUGAGCUUCAUGGCACGUGUUUCCAGAAAAUAGCAUUUUGUCGUCCGGUUACAGUCUGUUUUACUUAACUACAAAUAUAUUGUCAUUUAAAGUACUGUUGAGAGCCAAGCGUGCAAACUUACAAUUGAUGAAUGAUUUACAUUAAAUCAUAGGUCUUAGCCUAAUAUACUUAAGAUUACGCAUGCGCAACUACCGACUACCACGGCGCCGUGAUUAUUAGUGUUGAAGACGGUCGAGAAAAACGUGGCAUCAGUCCAUAAAGUUUGGUCUGAGCCAUGUUGGUAGAUGCAGAUUACUUGGUUGGAGUCCGCGUGGCUAUCGUAACCAAUGGUUGGAGACUGUGUGACAUGGCUCAGAAUCGUGCACAAUUGCGUGGGUGUAUUCACUCUUUGUCUCCCCUCAAAACGUGAGAAUGAAUUUAUUUGAUACCUUUCUUACUACGAAGUAGUCCUUCCUCCUUGUAUCAUCCUUAUAUGCGAUCUUUUUCUGCAUAUAUUAUUACCAUUGAUGUACCUGCCUCUUUGAAUUUGGUAUUCAUCUUGUACUAAUUAGGUAUGGAAACUCGGACCGUUGCAUAUAUGUGCCUGGUCCUACGUUUUAGAACAAGUUUCCUUAUAACUAUUCAAAAUCCUGCAACGCAUUAGCGAAUUCCUUCGUUAAUGAUGGUCAUCAUUAAAGCAGCUAUCUAAUAAUUAGUUUAACCUGGUGUAGACUCGCAACUUCGUAGUCGAAUUCGAAUUUCUUGAAGAUAAACAGGAACGAAAAUCUUUGAAAAAUUCUGGCAAAGUUUAACAACAAGAAGUCCACUCUUAUUUGAAGAUCACACAUCGUUGGUUCUAAUUCACUGGAGUUAAAUAGUCAUGCUGGUUUUCUCCACCUAUGAGUUCCUUUGGUAAUCUCUUAAAACAGAAAGUUCUACCUAGUGGCUCAAGGAUCAACUUGAGGACAAAAUUUCAUACUUAUUUCAAACAACUGGCAGGAGAUUAUAUUUCAUCUGGUCGUGACACUCUACAACGUAUUUUUCAAAAUCCAGUGCGAUCUACUCUCUGGACUUCAGCUGUCCUUGCUGUAUCAUACAUUACCAGCACCUGUCCCAAUAAACAGAAUUAUUAUGCUUCUCUCGUUGAAUCUGCUAUUGAUUUGUGGGAAGUUCCAGAUCUUAUACGCAACUCUGGAAGUGCCAGCUACAUUCAUAAAUGUCUUAAAUUAUUCUCUAAAGAACAGAUUAGGUAUAAUAACCUUGGAUUAUUUGCAAUUAUCUGGCGUGAUGAUCGAACUCAGUCGUGUUAUCAGUAUGCAGAAAUAUGCAAGUACACCUAUCCUGCGAACGGGGGAGGGAAUUUCACAGGUCUCCUUCGUUUAUUCUUGUUCGAUCGUCCUCAAGAAAAUGGUCUGGAACGCAUACAGAAUAUUGUUCAGGAUCGCAUUUUGGAUUUUGGAUUCAUGGGAAAAUGGUGGUUCAUGUCACACUACAUGGAUAGCUAUGACAUCAAUCCUGACGAAUGGGAAACUCCAAAAAUCUUCGAGAAGCUCACCAGGAAAGAGUCGGACUAAUAACAGUUUUAAAAGCAGUGCGAAACCUAGUCAGCCUACUUGCUCGUCAUCUCAUUUUAAACCAUCUGAAGAUCAAAACUGCAGCGGACAAAAUAUUGAAUUACAUUUGAAUAGUCCUAAUAACAUGAGUGAUGACUGGGAAAUCAUAAAUGAAGAAGUUUUGUACGUAGACUGUCAAGGUCUGCUAGAAGAUGAUAUCUUAACCCCAUCUAGUGUCAUUCGCCUUGUGGAUAUAGAGUCAGAUAAACCUCUUAUGCAGGUUGGACCAGCGGUCUUUGAAGGACGUUAUGAAGAUACAGUUGGGACAUAUUUAUUCUUUGAAAAUAACUCCACUCUGAAUAACACUCUUCCCAUAGAAGGCGCUUCUCUAGCACCAGCGCGCAAAAUGGACGACCAAACAUCACAGCAUACCACAACCUAUGUCGCUAAAUCUUCCAAAUCUCUUACAUUUCAGCGCAUUUUCCUAAAAGCAAAAGAAGGAAAUCACUAGCUACUCCCGUUGGGAAUGUUAAUUUUCGAGUACUGGAGUGUAAUUUGCAGUAUGAGGUUUUGUACUUGUUAAGACAAAUAUAUUUUUAAAUGAGC
This is a messenger RNA of Schistosoma haematobium, 3273 nucleotides long. RefSeq names its product General transcription factor 3C polypeptide 6 (gene GTF3C6). Gene Ontology annotation, biological process: transcription by RNA polymerase III. The transcript is spliced from 6 exons. Gene Ontology annotation, cellular component: transcription factor TFIIIC complex. The coding region runs from base 2246 to 3178 and encodes 310 amino acids. NCBI's taxonomy places the organism in Eukaryota, Metazoa, Platyhelminthes, Trematoda, Strigeidida, Schistosomatidae. The record is from RefSeq and is a predicted model, not a curated record.